Molecule: messenger RNA, 1919 nt
Organism: Acipenser ruthenus (sterlet)
Lineage: Eukaryota; Metazoa; Chordata; Actinopteri; Acipenseriformes; Acipenseridae
Product: nucleoporin NUP35-like
Exons: 9
Coding region: 160-1107 (315 amino acids)
Biological process (GO): NLS-bearing protein import into nucleus; regulation of DNA-templated transcription; nuclear pore organization
Cellular component (GO): nuclear pore central transport channel; nuclear membrane; nuclear pore nuclear basket
Molecular function (GO): single-stranded DNA binding; phospholipid binding; structural constituent of nuclear pore
Source: RefSeq, a predicted model, not a curated record
UGACGUAAAACCCAUAAUGCAUCGGUGUUGGUGAAAAGCACAUUCUGUUUCCGCCAUUAUUUGAAAUUUUUAAUUGAGCCUAAAAUCGGCAAUAUUUUUUAAUGUACGAUUGUUUCUCCACGUGUAUGAGAUUCUUCAGAUAAUCUGUAUUGUCUCGCGAUGGAAUUUCAAGAACCAAUGGCACUCGGAUCCCCCACCUCCCCGAAGCCUGGAACAGGUGCUCAGUUCUUGCCUGGAUUUCUAAUGGGAGAUCUGCCAGCCCCUGCAACUCCUCAGCCUCGUACCUUCGGUGGCUCCAUUGCAGGUGGAAUGGAACUGAGGUCCCUGCUUAUGUCAGGUGGCUCCCCUCCUCAGCCAGUUGUCCCUACUCCAAAGGACAAGAGUGGAGCACCCCCAGUUAGAAGUAUUUAUGAUGAACUUGCAAGUCCAGGAGUUGGUCUAACACCAAUAAGUUCAAGAAAACAACCUGCCUAUUCAAUUAUGCAGACCCCAUUGUCUGGGAUGACUCCAACCACCCCUGGAACAGCUUCAAGUGUGUUUAGUCCUACUAUUGGGCAGCAGAGGAAAGCCACCCUCUCUCCGGCUCAGGUCGAUCCUUUCUACACUCAAGGAGAUGCUCUUUCUUCAGAUGACCAUCUAGAUGACAAAUGGGUUACAGUUUUUGGGUUUCCUCCAGCAUCUGCUUCUUAUAUCCUGCUACAGUUUGCACAGUAUGGAAACAUAUUAAAACAUGUGAUGUCUAACAAUGGAAAUUGGAUGCACAUGCAAUAUCAGUCAAAACUCCAAGCUAGAAAAGCACUCAGUAAAGAUGGAAAGGUCUUUGGAGAAGCAAUCAUGAUUGGGGUUAAACCAUGCAUUGAUAAGAGUGUUAUGGAGAGUUCUGAAAAAGGUUCAACAUCUGGCUCCUCAAUAGUGUUUACUCCUCCAAGUCAAAUGAUUGGGACUCCAUCCCAUCCUGCAAAUACACCUCGAUCGACCUCCAUGAGACCUCUUGCUGCUGCAUACAAAGCCUCCAGCAGUGACUAUCAGGUGGUUACUGACAGACAGACCCCAAGGAAAGAUGAGAGUUUAGUAACAAAAGCCAUGGAAUACAUGUUUGGUUGGUAGUGAUAAGAAAAAGCCCUUGAUUGUUCCUCAGUCCAAAACGGAGUACAGCGGAGAUGGAGAUAAUUGCAUUGACACUUAACUCUGGUUUGUUCUUCUGUACUGCUAUUGUAACUUGGUUAGUUAUAUAACCGCAGUUUAAAGACACAUUGAAGCCUUUCUGAUACAGACUACAUGUAAUUAGUUUGCACUUUAUUUUGGGAGUGGAUUGGACAGAGUUGUAUGAACUUGACGCUGUGUUAAGAAUUUAAUUAUUUAAUUGGUCUGUACAUUAGGUUUCUGAAAUUUAGACAAAACAAUGCUAAAAUCAAUUAACAAACAUACAUUUGGUCUUUAUAUAUAUAUAUUUUAAGGUGACCAGCAGACAUUUAUAAGUAUUCAUUUUAAAUCAAUUUCCACAUAAUUGGUAGAAGUUUGAUUUGUAAAACCAUGUUUUCUGGAAAUUAAUUGGCGUUUGUAGUCUUUCCAGAUCUACUGUAAGCAUUGUUGAUAGUGAAAGUAUGAACAGGAAAAAAAAGAAAGCAACACAAAUACAAAUUGCUACUAUUAAGACCAGAAGUGGGUAACAAAUGCAGGUGAAAGGUGUGCGUUUGUUUUUUUUAAACUGCCGUAUUUAUCAGUGUGAUUGAGUGUUACAUUUUAAAAGGCGGCAUUUUUUGGGUGACUUGUUUUAUUGCUACCCAUUCAGUGGGAAUUGAUUUCCCCUGUAAAAUAACUAUUUUUGUCUUGUGUUGUUUUUCUUUUCUAUUUUCAUAUACCUUUUCCUUUUUUUUGCUUUAUAAGAUUUAUAAUAAAUUGUGGGCUACAUAAAUAAA